AAAAAAAUCUGAGCAGGCUCUCUUAUUUGUAACCAUAGAUGUUCUAUUAUUUUAUGUCAUUUUUUUGAAAAUUAAAGAAGUCAUUCCAAAGUAUUGAAACUAAUUUGUGAAGAAAAGUAUUUCAAAAUUUUUUGUGAAUCCUCGUCAGGAUGUCUACUCCGAGUAGAAGAAGUAAACGAACAGCUCAACUUAUUUUAGCCGCCAUCACUGAUAUGGCAGAAAAUAACGGAUCUUCAAUACAAGCUAUAUGUGAUCACAUCAGCGAGCAAUACGCUGUUCCUGAACGAGACUUUAAAAAAUAUGUACAAACUGCUAUAGAAAAAGGAGUUGCAUUCGGAGCUAUUAAAAAAACGAGGGGACGGAAAUAUUUGAUUGGGGAUGUCUUAGAAAAAAUACGAUCGGGUCGAAGAAGAAGCAGAACUAGGAGUCGAAAAAGAAGGAGAAGAAGAAGGUCAAGGAGAAGGAGAAGAAGAAUUUAGUGAAAAAGAUUAAUUACUUGUGGCCGUUUUUUUAAAAUAUUUUUUGAAGUUCUUUAAAUAAAUUUAUUUUGUAACGCAAUAUUUGAUGGAAUAUUAUGCUGGGCACCGACAUUGGCUGGAACAUCAGCAAAUCAAUCAUGUCCUAGUCAAAAAGGAAUUGGCUUUUCGGACGUGUUUGAUAAAUGGGAAAUGGGAAUCAAAUAAUUUCACAAAGGACACCUCAAACGGUUACACGAACUAUGAAAAUUGUGUACCACCUCAUGGUCGAGAUCUUUUUAAGAUGUGUCGAGAGAUGGAUGAAUGCAUAGAGAUUAUCGAAAAAACUAGAAUAAUUGAGUUUGUUGGAUUAUUUUUAUCGGUUUUUUCACUGGUUAUUUCACUGAUUAUUUUCUACAGAUACAGAGUGUUAAGGAAUAAUCGUACUACAAUACAUAAAAAUUUAUUUUUAGCCACAACUAUACAAAUGACUACGAGACUAUGUUUCUAUAUUGAUCAUAGUUUUGGGAUGAAAGGAAUUAAGGAAACGGAAUAUCUUUGCGAAGCGUGCAUAAUUUUAUUGGAAUACACCAAAACAGCAAUGUUUAUGUGGAUGUUUAUAGAAGGUCUUUAUCUGCAUAACGUUAUAACGGUAGCGGUGUUUCAAGAGCACUUUUACAUAAAACUCUACUUUUAUUUGGGAUGGGGUGUUCCAUUAUUUAUUGUAACCAUUUGGACUUUAGUUAUGUUAUUUUCUGUUGUUAAUACUGGAUGUUGGUUCCUUUACAACUUUAUGCCCCAUUAUUGGAUACUCGAAGGUCCGCGAUACACGGUGAUCAUCCUCAAUAUGAUUUUCCUAUUGAAUAUUAUCCGCGUUCUAGUGGUGAAGUUGAGGAAAAGCAAAACUAGCGAAAUCGUACAAGUUCGAAAAGCGGUUAGAGCUGCUAUUUUUCUUUUACCUUUAAUGGGGAUUGCGAACAUUCUAUUUAUAGUCGAUUACAAACUCUUUAAAAAAGCUUGGAAAUUCGCGUUGUGGUGCUACACAACAUAUUUUAUUACUACGUUUCAAGGGUUUUUUGUUGCUGUGCUUUAUUGCUUUUUAAACGAAGAAGUAAGAACAGCAGUUAGUCACAGCUUUUCAAUUUAUAUGAUGUUAAGGAAGGACAAAAAAUAUGCCAAUCGAGGAUCAGUUGUGGAUACGAAUUUAACUGCAUUAGGAUAUUCAGAUCAGUAGAGUAAUAUCAAUAAAAACGUAGUAAAAAUAUACGUAGUCAAUUAAAAGAUAAUAAAAUGUAGAAAUUAAUGAAGCUUCGUUAAUUUAAA
Onthophagus taurus is the source of this 1778-nucleotide messenger RNA. RefSeq names its product Pigment-dispersing factor receptor (gene Pdfr). The record is from RefSeq and is a predicted model, not a curated record. Gene Ontology annotation, molecular function: G protein-coupled peptide receptor activity. Gene Ontology annotation, biological process: adenylate cyclase-modulating G protein-coupled receptor signaling pathway; cell surface receptor signaling pathway. Gene Ontology annotation, cellular component: plasma membrane. NCBI's taxonomy places the organism in Eukaryota, Metazoa, Arthropoda, Insecta, Coleoptera, Scarabaeidae.